Hydra vulgaris (swiftwater hydra) is the source of this 1432-nucleotide messenger RNA. RefSeq names its product transcriptional adapter 2-beta. Gene Ontology annotation, molecular function: transcription coactivator activity; zinc ion binding; chromatin binding. NCBI's taxonomy places the organism in Eukaryota, Metazoa, Cnidaria, Hydrozoa, Anthoathecata, Hydridae. Gene Ontology annotation, biological process: regulation of transcription by RNA polymerase II; chromatin remodeling. The record is from RefSeq and is a predicted model, not a curated record. Gene Ontology annotation, cellular component: SAGA-type complex; nucleus.
UUCUUUACUUUCUUGUAAUAAAUAGAAUAUAAGUUAUUAAAAUUGUUAAAUAUGUCAACAGGCAAUAAUCAAAUACAAACAUUACCAAUUCAAGAUGCAACAAAGUAUCAUUGUAAUUCUUGCUUUGGUGACUGUUCAGGACUUCGAGUUUCUUGUGCUGAUUGUGCUGAGUUUGAUGCGUGUCUUCAUUGUUUUGCAUCAGGUGUAGAAGUAGGAAACCAUAAAAAGAAUCAUAGAUACAGUUUUAUUGAUAAUGGGACUUUCAGUUUGUUUGUUCCAAAUUGGACAGCUGAUGAAGAAAUGUUGCUUCUUGAUGGAAUCGAACAACAUGGACUUGGAAACUGGGAUGAUGUUGCUGACCAUGUUGGUACAAAAUCAUUUCAAGAAGUCCAAGAACACUUUGAAGAUAUAUAUCUGUGGAAAAAUAUUGGAACAGCAACCUUAACUCGUGGUUUAUCAGAGAUACGUGACCAUACUGCUGCUAAUGCUGAAUUUUUUCCUUCCAUUCAUCAAACUGAAGAAAUUAUCGAUCUUCCUCCAUCAGAACAGCUGGAACUUGGUUAUAAGCCUCUAAGAGAUGAUUUUGAAAGGGAGUAUGACAAUGAUACAGAGAAUUUAGUGAAAAAUUUGGUUUGUAGUCGUGAUGAUGAUGAGCUGGAGACUGCUUUAAAGUUAUCAAUGGUAGAUAUGUAUUGGAGAUCUUUAAAAGAAAGAGCAAGAUUUAAAAAAAUAGCUAAACAAUAUGGACUAAUCACUACAAAGCAUAAACUUAUAGCUUCUCGAAGAAAGUAUUCUAAGGAAGACAGAGAAUUCAAAGAUAAAAUACGUGUAUUCGCUCAGUUUUUAUCUGUUCAACAGUGGGAAGAAUUGGUAAAUAAUCGGAUUAGAGAGAAAGAAAUAAAACUGAAAAUAAAGGAUUUAGUACGAUAUCGAAGAAACGGUAUCAAAAAACUUCUUGCUUGUCAAGAGUAUGAAGAAUUCAAGUUGCAACGCGAGAAAAAAAAAGAAAUAAAAAAAAGAAUGCAUGUUAUAUCACCUCCUCGGACAACAAAGACAUCUAAAAAAGAAUCUGAAGAUGAUAGCAGCUUAGAAUCAAAGAUUUUUUUUAACGAAACAGAUUUGAACAGAAAUGAUAACAAGUUUAUUGAAAAAAUGAGAAUGGAUCCUUGUGCAAAUCUCUUAUCAGACAAAGAAAAACAACUAUGCUUUGCGUUAGAUCUAAGCUACUCUCGUUAUUGCGCAAUCAAAAUUCACUUGUUAAACGAAUUUGCUACGUGUCGCUCAAAAAUCACAUAUAAAGGAAAACCUCCAUCUUUUAUGACCACAGCAUUACGGGAAUGCCUUCGAUCAUUUUUCGUACAGUGUGGGUGGAUCGAUGUUUGAAUUUUUUUAUUACUUGUUUGUAAAUAACUAUUAUAAUAACUUAUGUAAA